Catharus ustulatus (Swainson's thrush) is the source of this 3639-nucleotide messenger RNA. It is a transcript of the gene NGRN, whose product is annotated as neugrin, neurite outgrowth associated. Gene Ontology annotation, molecular function: tubulin binding; tubulin-glutamic acid ligase activity. The coding region runs from base 904 to 3624 and encodes 906 amino acids. Gene Ontology annotation, biological process: protein polyglutamylation; microtubule cytoskeleton organization. Gene Ontology annotation, cellular component: cilium. The transcript is spliced from 14 exons. Lineage: Eukaryota; Metazoa; Chordata; Aves; Passeriformes; Turdidae. The record is from RefSeq and is a predicted model, not a curated record.
CCGUGCUCUGCCCGGUGCCUCGCUGAGCUGUCAUCUCAUCUCUAUUCCAGUGUCCCCUCCAUCAACCUGAGCGGCUGCAAGUACGAGAGUGGUGAGUCAGAGGGGUCCCUGCAGCCUUCCAGCCCACACCCGCAGGCUCUCCAGGUGCUGGCACCCAGUUCCCACUGGUUUUACUGCUGCCAGUGACUGGGACUGGACCCCGGUGUUAAUGGGGAGUUUGUCACACUUCGGAUUGAGAUUUCUCCUGAUUUAAAAUGUGCAACAGCAGCAUGACCCCUCAACAUCCCCCACACUUGAGCUGGCCAGCUGUCUGCUAAAAUGGGCAAGAAGGGUUCCAUCAGCUACAGGGCAAGGGAGCACCUGGGCUUGAAGACAGGACCUGAGGGUUGUCACCUGUUUAAGGAAAAGCUGGUGGUGGGCAGGCAGGAUCUGUACCUGGAACUGUCCCUGUGCUGUUCAUCCCUGGUGACUCCAGGGAGCUGGUCCACUCUCCCCUCCCACUCUUCUUUCCUUCCACAAGCUGGGUCUUGAAAAAACAAACUCCUGGCUCUUAAUCUAAUUUGCUGAGGGAUCUUGGAAAGUGUGGAUCCCCAUCACCUCCCCAGCCCUGCCAAAUUCAUACGUGGCACUAGCAUGAACCAUCCCAGCAGAGACCUUUUCCCGCUGAGCUGUGUUCUGCUGCUGAAAGACCUUUUAUUUGGGAGAUUAAACUCACACCUUUGCAACACUUGUCUCUCUGCCUGUGAGGUGUAAGACCCAUGGGAAGUUCAGCUCUGCUCUUGAGGGGCCCUGGCAUCUCAAGACAGGUGGGGUUAGAGGGUUAAAAGCUCCCAGAACACUUACAGCCAGAGGCUUGGGGGGUUGUCCAGAUUAAACUGGUGUUCUGACACCUUCCAAGGGGUCAUGCCAGUACCUUACACCUCUGAGAGGGGAGCUGCAGCCCGGGGAGCUGCAUGCUCCAUCCCCGGUUAUUCUGGGGGGUGUCAGCCCCUGUAUGUGGCUCCUCAGGCAGAGAUUUGUUUCACAUUCCAUCCCUGGUUGUUCUGGGGGUUUAUCAGUCCCUGCACAUGGCUCCCCUGCCUGGCCCCUGUCACUGCUUGCCUUGGCACAGUGCGGCGGGCGGCGCAGCACUGCGGGCUGAAGGAGGCGGGAGAAAACGAGGAGUGGACGGUGUACUGGACGGACACCUCGGUCAGUUUGGAGCGCCUCAUGGAAAUGAAGCGCUUCCAGAAAAUCAACCACUUCCCAGGCAUGAUCGAGCUGUGCCGCAAGGACCUGCUGGCUCGCAACCUGAACCGCAUGCUCCGGCUCUUCCCCAAGGAGUACAACAUCUUCCCCCGCACGUGGUGCCUGCCAGCCGACUAUGGAGAUUUCCAUACCUACAGUUCCACGAAGAAAGCAAGAACAUUCAUCUGCAAGCCCGACAACAGCUGCCAGGGAAAAGGGAUCUUCAUCACCCACCACCCGGAGGAGAUCAAGCACGGGGAACGCAUGAUCUGUCAGCAGUACAUCUCUGAGCCCUUCCUCAUCGAUGGCUUCAAGUUUGACAUGCGCAUCUACGUUCUGGUCACAUCCUGUGACCCACUGAGGAUUUUUCUCUACAAGGAGGGCCUGGCCCGGUUUGCCACCAUGAGGUACAUCGAUCGCAGCACGAAAAACCUGAAUGACAUCUGCAUGCACCUGACCAAUUAUGCAAUCAACAAACACAACGAGAACUUCGUCACGGACGACACGGUGGGCAGCAAGAGGAAGCUGUCCACCCUGAAUGCCUGGAUGGCAGAGCACAGCUAUGACACAUCAAAACUCUGGGCAGAUAUUGAUGACAUUGUUAUAAAGACGCUGAUUUCAGCCCACCCUGUGCUGAAACACAAUUACCAGAGCUGCUUCUCCAACCACCCUACUGGCUGUGCAUGCUUUGAAAUCCUGGGCUUUGACAUUUUGCUGGAUAGAAGGCUGAAGCCAUGGCUGCUGGAGGUGAACCACUCUCCCAGCUUCAGCACGGAUUCUCAGCUGGACCGCGAGGUGAAGGACGCCCUUCUGUGUGACACCUUCAACCUGAUCAACCUGCACGCCUGCGACAGAAAGAAGGUGCUGGAGGAAGACAAGCGGCGAGUAAAGGAACGGCUCCUUCAGGCCAACCAGACUGUCCGUGAGUCCAGGCGCAGGGAGCAGGAGAGCAGCCAGGCUGCCUGGCUGGCACAGGCUGAGAGCUACGAGAACACGCACCUGGGGGGGUUCCGACGCAUCUACCCAGCACCUGGGACGGAGAAGUACGAGCCAUUCUUCCAGCAGAGCAGGUCCCUCUUCCAGGAAACAGCAUCAUCCAAGGCACGAGAAGAGUACGCCAGGCAGUACCUGGAGGAGAUGCGCCAGAAAAACGAAAAGCUGAAAGCUGCCACCAGGAAGAAAACAGAGAGGACCCAGAAUAAAAGCUCAGCUCCUACAAUCCACCUAGCUCACAGAAGCACCAAGUCAUGGGAUAGAAAGCGCAUACAGUACAACUCCAUGCAGCCCCAGGACAUCGUGGAACAUGAAGAGAGGAGGAGAGUGAAUUCUCUGCUGCGGCGUGAGAGGCUGAUCCAGAAGCUGGGCAUCAUUGAUCAGCUUUCCCGGCUGCUCCCCACAGCUGACACCCAGGAAUCCUGUGCCCUCCAGAGCCAGCUGCAGUUUCCCUGGGAUGUCGUCGAGGACCAAAACACCAGCGAUGUAAUGAUGCUUAUCUCCCUCCUGGGAGUCCCACCCCGGGACAUCCCUAGAGCCCAGGCCAGGCCACGGCCCAUCCCAGGCCCAGAUCCCAACGACGUGAAGACCCUCUGCGUUCAGGGCCGGAGUGUCCUGUACCACGCACGGAACGAGGGCCCGCGAGCGCUGGGCGGGGGCUGGCUGCACGGCCAGGCCGCAGGGGCAGCGGUCACCCAGCCCUGUGUCCACCCUAAGUGGCAGCAGCAGAGAGAGCUGCAGUUCCCUGCCUCUGGAACCCAGGCUGAAGGCUGGGAUGCUGGUAGCCUGUCAUCCUCCGAUGGAGGCAGCUGUCCCCCAGUUUCUCCAGCCAGCCCUGGACAGGCCACAGGUGAUGCCAUCUCCAGCCAUCCGCAUCGUCCCGUCGCCACUGCCGUUCAGGUGGAGCACACACACGCCUCAGCCCAUGGCAGAGCCUCGCCAUGCCACUGUGUCACAUCACGCCAGCACCUUGACCCAUGCCAGUGCCUCGCACCUUCACAGCAUGAAAAGCACAGGGCGCGGCGGCGGCGGACGGCGGCGCGGAUGGAGCGGCUGCGGCGGGAGCUGGGCGGGGGGCGCGGAGCCCCCGAGCGCGCCCUGACCUGGCAGGCGAUGGAGCAGCUGCGGUUCCUGCGGCGGGAGCUGCCCGAGGAGUGGCCACUGGAGCGCCUGGCCCAGGGGUUUGGUGUCAGCACGGACGUGGUGCGGCGGGUGCUGCGGAGCCGCGGCUGCCCCUCGCCGCGCCGCCGCCUGCGGCAGGACCAGCGGGCGCUGAGCGCCGCCGCCACCGCAGCGCCGCCGGCACGGGGAGCGGGGAGCGGCCGCGAGGUGCGCGCCCCCGACGGGACGCUGCUGUACCGGCUGCCGCGGGGCUGGGGCGGGCCGGGGCCCGGCGCGCAAUAAACGGAGUUGGGACCC